UGGCCCGGUCUUCGCGAACCUAGGCGGAAGUCGUGCGGCUGCCGUAACGCUUUCUUAGGCUUGGGCCCUGCGGCUCUAGUAGCCAUCAUCAUGGUGCGGAAGCUUAAAUUCCAUGAGCAGAAGCUACUGAAGCAGGUGGACUUCCUGAACUGGGAGGUCACCGACCACAACCUGCACGAGCUGCGCGUGUUGCGGCGUUAUCGGCUGCAGCGGCGAGAGGACUACACGCGCUACAACCAGCUGAGCCGUUCUGUACGUGAGCUGGCGCGGCGCCUGCGCGACCUGCCCGAGCGCGACCCAUUUCGCGUGCGCGCCUCGGCGGCGCUGCUGGAAAAGCUGUAUGCCCUUGGUUUGGUGCCCACGCGUGGUUCACUCGAGCUCUGCGACUUCGUCACGGCCUCGUCUUUCUGCCGCCGCCGCCUGCCCACCGUGCUCCUUAAGCUGCGCAUGGCGCAGCACCUCCAGGCUGCAGUGGCCUUUGUGGAACAGGGCCACGUGCGCGUGGGCCCCGACGUGGUCACCGACCCAGCCUUCCUUGUCACACGCAGCAUGGAGGACUUCGUCACCUGGGUCGACUCCUCCAAGAUCAAGCGGCACGUGCUGGAGUAUAAUGAAGAGCGCGAUGACUUCGAUCUGGAAGCCUAGCUGAUCUCCCUCCUCUUUUCCGCCACAGUUGCAUAGGAGUCUGCAUUUUGUAGCUGUGGAAGCUGAGACCUAAUGCUGGAGAUUCCGUGAAGACGCUGCCCAAGAGUGUGUCAGCCUGUCGUCGGUUCAUAAUUUGGCUCCUCAGCUGUAGGCCAUGCACAGAGCCAAAGGGUACGCCCCCAUUUUCCACAAAAUGAAAUUAGUCCAUGGACUAUUGAAAAUUAAAUGACUGUCUUGAGACAAUGGGAAGCGGUUUUGUGCUGCGCUGGGGAAUUGUUAGAUCUUGUGCGGGAAACACUAGUGUGAAAGUAAGAACUUUGCCCCCACUUCUCUUUAUUAUCUCGUUGCAGGACAGUUUGGUGCAAUUUAUUUAACUCAGAUUCUUACUCCUGAUUGUUAUGUAUAGACGAUGGAGAGUUUGGUCUCAAGUUUUCAUAAACGGGUGAGACUUUGGUGUCCAGAAUCCCGUCCCUUGUUUAAAGGAAUGCUUUCAUAAUGCCAAUAAAUGGCUCGACUGCUUUGUAAGUACAAA
Pteropus alecto (black flying fox) is the source of this 1177-nucleotide messenger RNA. RefSeq names its product IMP3, U3 small nucleolar ribonucleoprotein (gene IMP3). Gene Ontology annotation, molecular function: rRNA binding; structural constituent of ribosome; snoRNA binding. NCBI's taxonomy places the organism in Eukaryota, Metazoa, Chordata, Mammalia, Chiroptera, Pteropodidae. Gene Ontology annotation, biological process: rRNA processing. The transcript has a single exon. The record is from RefSeq and is a predicted model, not a curated record. Bases 91 to 645 code for a protein of 184 amino acids. Gene Ontology annotation, cellular component: small-subunit processome; small ribosomal subunit; Mpp10 complex.